Molecule: messenger RNA, 1806 nt
Organism: Lasiodiplodia theobromae
Lineage: Eukaryota; Fungi; Ascomycota; Dothideomycetes; Botryosphaeriales; Botryosphaeriaceae
Product: C6 zinc finger domain containing protein
Exons: 2
Coding region: 1-1806 (601 amino acids)
Biological process (GO): positive regulation of transcription by RNA polymerase II
Cellular component (GO): nucleus
Molecular function (GO): transcription cis-regulatory region binding; DNA-binding transcription factor activity, RNA polymerase II-specific; zinc ion binding
Source: RefSeq, a predicted model, not a curated record
AUGCGCGGCGUCAAGAAGUCCAGGACCGGUUGCCUCACUUGCAAGGAGAAGAAGCGCAAGUGUGAUGAGAAGAAACCAGCCUGUUCUCGCUGCGUCAAUAGCAACCUGGUGUGCCCAGGCUAUGCCCAGAAAAUCCGAUGGAGAACCGUGCACACACCAAAAACCCCAUCAUCCAUCGACUCACUCAAGUCCGAGCGCAACGAUGCUCGUUACAAAUUCAUGCGCACACACUCUUCACCUCUCCAAUCAGAUGCUGGUCUAGACGAAGCCUGGCGAGCUGAGCCAUUUCUUGAGGACUCGGUCCUGCAGCCCGAUGGUGCAUCAACCCUCGACGAUUUCCCUUUCUUCAAUUUAUACCCCCGUGAUGCCGACCUUGGUCCGCUGUGGGAUCACGCAUACCACGAAUUCAUACCCUUUGAACUUUCCGAUUCAUUGCCCAUGGUGAACGAUCCCGUGGAGCUACCACUUUCACCUGUUUCGGCCGAGAACUCUUCCACUCCGGAAUACACCAGGCACUGUUCCGAAGAAACCACUCUAAAGGAGCUGGAAUUCAUCUCGGAAGCAAGCAUUGAGCUUCCUGUCCCAGAAUACACACGUAAGGCCUUGAUUGACUUCUAUCUUGACGAAGUCGCCGGCACGCUCUCGUGUUUCGACGGGCCGCUCAAUCCUUUUCGGAGCAGCAUCCUAGGCCUCUCGGAUACCAGCCAGCCUUUGGCAUGUACGGCUCAAAGCAUGGCUGCCGCGUGCUUGGCCCAGACCUCUCACCAGCACAGAUCCUUGGCGAAGCAGCUGCAACAGGAGGCUGAGUUGGGCGUCUGGGAUAUUAUUGAGCGCGGGGAGCCGAAUUCCACGACUGUUCUCAUUCUGAUCAUGCUCGGCUGUUCGGCCGAAUGGCAUGAUCCAAAUGACCACGGCGAGCGGUAUUGGGCACAAGCACUGGAGCUCCUACAAGCUCUCUCUGCAUGCAUGGAGAUCUCGGCUGAGGACCAUCACUUUUUCCGCAACGCUCUGGCAUACUGGCGGCUCUCAAACUCCUUGUGCACCAAAGACGAGUUUCUGGAUGAAAUACCAAAUGCUGGACAGCACGCACAUUCUAUGGUUACCUGGAACACCCCUCAUCCGUGGACUGGUGUGUCCGAAGCUCCGAUCCGUCUCCUGGGCCGCGUCUCCAACCUGGUCAAGUCCUCAGGAAGCCACGGUAUACCCAUCUCGACUGGAAAGGCAUUGCAAGAACACCUGCAGGAGGCAGCACAACUGGAGUGCGAACUCCUGCGCCUGCGGCUUCCUGAUCAAGACCUGAUUUUGCAUCCCCGUGAUGAGCGAACGCCCACGUCACACCUGGUCCAGGUUGGAGAGGUGUACCGGAUCUGUGGACUUGUUCGGCUGUACCGCGGCUUCCCACAUCUUCUGUGCCGCUCUGAUCACAGCGUGAAAGCCUCCAGCCCAUCUUCAAUAUCUACCGUCUUAUUGCGGAUCCCGGGCCGUGGACCUAGCUUUGAUGUAGACAAGAGCCUACGAGAUCUGGCCAAGUGUGCUCUUGGUAUUCUGGAGUCCAUUCCGCUUGAGUCCGGCGUACGAUUUGCGCAGCCCUUCCUUUUGACCACACUGGCGAACGAGCUGCGAGUCUUCGACCAUCGGGGCUCAGUCUUCGGGCUAUCAAGCACAGAUAUGGAAGUCCUACGAGCAAGGCGACUCGUCACCAGCCGACUGAGUGCUCUGGAUGCCCAUGUCCCGCCAUACCGGAUGAAUGCCAUGAUCGACUAUGUGAAGAAGCUGUGGGAGGAAAUGGAUGCUGAUGAUGGUUGA